UUGACGUGUCGCUGACUUGUUCGCUUACAGAAGUUUACGUUAGCGAUUUGAGGUCUUUAUUAUAAUAUUGUGACACAUGUUGCAUUAUUUUGUAUUAGUAUUAACCCAAUACAAAAUGUCUGACACACUUAAAAACGAAGAGAAGUUUGGAGCAGUUUUAUUUCAGGUUCAAGAGGAUUUGAGACAACUCAAAUGUACUCUUGAGAGUGUCAAUGAGAUGGGGACAACACUGGACAUUCAAGCCUUGGACGCCGCCAUUGGCAAGACAGAGAGAAGCAUCAGGAAGCAUGCAGAUGAUUAUCUGAAAAAAGUGACAAAGCAGCUGUUGGUCCUCCCAAGAAUUGUAGACUUGCAAAAGAAGAAACAGAUUCCCACAUGGAAACCUUCCCUGGAGAGUAUCCAAGAUGUGCGUCCACAAAGGGAAGACAUUCCACCUGGGGAAAAGCACAAGUUCGCGUUAACCAAGCGUGUGUUGAGUAAUCCUGCUCAUCCAAACAACAGAGCUAUGAUGUACCAGAAAUUUGGGAUAUCACUCCCUGAUGUCCACAAGAGGAGGACACAUAUAGCAAAACAUCCCAGAAUAGUCCCCGGCCAUGUGGCGGGUCUUCCAGUCACAAAGGGCCGUAAUAGCUUGGUAAUACCUGAAGAAACCACGGGGAAAGUGACAAGUUUGCUUCAAAUGUCAAUCCAGCACAAGGCCGCCUGUCUUCACUCCAGAGAGGAUUCAUGUUCCUCUACGACAGGUCUGAUGAGCUUGAAGUCCAGGUGUCCCAAGCAGCUGAAGUGGGAAACAGAACCUGGAUCCAUCUGCGAAAGAACAGGCGAGGAAUGCACACCCGUCUGGACCACCAAGGCUCCGCCAACGACACCAAACAGUCUUAUCCCUAAAAACCCUCAUAUUCUACCUGAGCAAGUUCCAGUAAAUAUCAGCAAAUACGACUUUACCAUCUUAAUGGGACGGACCAACCCAAUGGCGACAGAUUUCUGUCACUUCAAGCAGUGCUUCAGCUUGUGCUGGAGCAGUGUGGUAGAUGCUCUGGAGGCCCUGGAAAAGCUGCUCAGGGACUUCGCUGUGCCUCUAGCCAAGGUGAACGGGGAACGGCUAGUAGAGUUAAGCCAUGUUUGGGAAAGUGGUUGGUUAAAAGCUCCUCCGGUGACCGGCUUCCUCUCAGUGCUUGAAAACCGGGAGGAGGUAUUGAGUCUGGUCUUACGCCCGGGUCAGCGCUUCAAGGGAGAGGGAGGCAUUGAAGCAGCUGCCAUCCACAUCCAGUCCUUCUGGAGGCGCUGCUUAGCCCGGACAGCCUACCUGCGCCACUGCCAGCGCAAGUGGGCGGUUGGCACCAUCGCUGUCUCAUGGUUGAUGCACACUCAGAUGCGUCACGUCGGGAAGGCCCUGCAGGCCCGGCGUUUCAGACAACUGGAGAAUUUCCGCAGCAGAGCGCAGCAUCUGGCAGCCAACUGGAAACACAUCCAGUCCUCCAAGAGGACCAUUAUCCACAUCCCUUCAUUAGGAUACUCUCAGAGCCGGCGUAUGAACUUGAGGAGAUAUGAUAUCCUACAGAAUAUCCAAAUAAGCAGACUGUGUGAUAUCAGAGAUGAACAUGUGGAGGUGAUCUACGUAUGUCCCCGACAUCUCGGAGAGGACAUUGUGCACUAUUACACCAGCCUCCUGAAGUGCGACUCCUCGGUCAGACGCUUCGUCAUCCUCACGCCUGAGGCUAUAGAUUAUUUCCCUACCCAUAACAUGUGCCUAUCCACGCUGCUAAAGUACAGUCCCCUCACCCUGAAGCGCAUCAAGCACCUGAUCCAGGGGAAGCAGGCCUACAUUGUGGCCGGGGUGGCCCAUGUGGAUGACCUGGCAGUGGCUGAUGAUCUAGGAGUGCCCAUCCUGGCUCCAGAACCGGCUAUUGCACAGCUCUACAGCACAAAAUCUGGAGGGAGGAGGAUCUUCACUGGGGCAGAGGUGGACGUACCCCCUGGUCAAGGAGACAUCUACACACAAAACCAGCUUCAUGGAACACUGGCUCGACUCAUGACUCAAAAUAUUCAUGUGCAGCGCUGGCUCUUCAAGAUGGACUCUGAGCAUGGAGGCCGCGGCACAGCAUACUGUGACACGUGCCAUCUCAGCUGCUAUAACUGGGCUCUGCAGGAACGCCAUCGUUGCGGUCCUGAGCUACAGAACACAGAAUGGAUUCAGGAGUCUGUACUGCUGAGAUAUUUAGAUGAAGUCCCAGGGUGGCUUGCUCGUUACGCCCAGCCUGCUAACACCUCCUGCUAUCCCGACUGGGCCUGCUUCCUGAAGACAUUCCUCAGACAAGGCGGUGUGGUGGAGGCCUACCCCCCUUCAGAAAGUGUCACCUGCCUGACAGUGGAUCUGCUGCUGGAGCCCGGGGGUGAGGUGACCAUGCUGUCCUGUGGAGACCAGCUUCAGGGCUCCUGUCAACUGGAAGCUCUGGGCUCCACUGUUCCUCAGACCUCUGUACACCAAGAGACCUUGCAAUCCAUCUGCAUGCGUGUGGGCCAAGCCUGUCUACAGCGCCUUAUCGUGGGUUAUGUCUCCGUGGACCUGGCUACCUUUCUGAACCGCGACACCAUGGAGCAAAAGGUGUGGGCUAUUGAUCUGGACCUCACAUACAGUGACCAGCUGGCCAUGACCCAGAUGCUUCUGAUGAUGACUGGAGGAACCCUGAAUUGCCGCACAGGCUGUUUAGAAGUACCAAUGCCAAUCCAAGACAAAUGCAGUGAAGAUCCGAUUGCAGCCAAACCUCCUGUGGUUAAUCGUUAUGCAGUUAUUGGAAGCCACUUGUUUCACUCAAACCUUUCCAUGUUGUACCAUAAUGUGUUCUUCAUGGUGUGCAAGGCUCAUGGCAUAGGAUUUAACAUGAAGAGGAAGCAAGGAACAGUUUUUGCUCUCUACGAUAGCAGUGACCGCUGCACCGUUGGAAUGAUAACCGUCUCUGAAGAUCUCCAGGGAGCACUGGUGACCUUUGCCCGGAAUCUGUCAGUCAUUCAUCAGGAAAUAUCGCCCUUUAAAAUGCAAGGAGAAACCAAUUUUAAGGAGCUGAUCAAGAACAUAGAAGCUGUACUGCAGAUGACUGUAAAGAAGAAGGUGCGAUCUGUGGAGGAUAAGCCAGUUGCAUAAGACAGCCGUGAAUAUGGAAAUCCUUGAAUUAAACAUUGAUCAAACAUUCAGACAGCUGAAUAAAUUCCUGAAAAAACAUUAUCAGAAUCUGCACGAACAGUUCACUUUAUCUGUUUCCGUCUGCUCCUUCACAAUAAAAGCCCCGCACCGGAACACUGGUGAACUAAUAUCGUACAUUAGGUUGUUCAGCUGUAGUAAGACGGCAUUGCAGGCCUAGCUAGAAAAUGCACGGCCCUGCACUGCAUAAACCUUAUAAUAAAUGGUUUUGUAAUGUGUUUUAACGGCUUGAAUGUAGUUAAAUAUUGGAAAAGCUUAUGAAGAAGUACAGUUAACCAUGCACAAUAUAUUCCACUGGUUAUUGAGUCGUCUUCACUCAUUCAUUCAUUAAGCAUUCAUUUAUUCAAAUUAUAUAAAGCGAUUUUAUGUUGUCUUGGAAAUUGCAGAUUAAUGAGUAAACUAGUGUAUCAUCAAAUUAGUAUAGUGUUUAUGCACUGCACAUAGUUUGUAUGUUGAGUAUUUGUACAUGCUGUAUUCUCCCUUCAAGAGGAACAAAUGCGCGGCGCUGCGUGUGCAAACCGGAAGCUUUAGCGGGAACACCAGGUCAGAGCAGCCGCACUCUGCCAAGAAGCGCUCCUCGCGUCUCGCGCAGCUUGUGAGGACAAAGCGCGUGAGCUGCGCGCGUGGAUGCGGACGCGUCGCUCUGUGUCGAUGUCUUUAGCAGAAGGACGUCGUUUGGUUUACAAGCGGGGACUCACUUCCGGUCACGUUCGUUGUCCUUGUCAAGUGUGCCCUUCUCCCCACUGUUACGGACGUUUCUAGACGUCAUGUUGUUGUACACCAGCUGAUUUGUCGGUAGAUGUCAUCGAUAGCUAGUCGUAGCUCUCUGGUUGUUAGUAGUGUGCAUGCAGUCCAGGUGAUUACAAUAAAUACAUUUUAAAAAACA
Molecule: messenger RNA, 4085 nt
Organism: Pseudoliparis swirei
Lineage: Eukaryota; Metazoa; Chordata; Actinopteri; Perciformes; Liparidae
Gene: iqch
Product: IQ motif containing H
Exons: 21
Coding region: 77-3142 (1021 amino acids)
Molecular function (GO): protein binding
Source: RefSeq, a predicted model, not a curated record